UCAGUGGAAGUUGCCUGAUCCGCUGCAGACGAGCGAGCGGUGCGCCACGAACAUCCACCCGCUCCAAAGGAAAAAAAGAGAGAGAGAGGAUGGAAGAAAAAAAUGCUCCGUGAAUGGAUUUCACAGCUGAAAUGUCUUCAGGGUGGACUGAUACCGAGAUAGAUAGGCUACAUGACAGACGCGGGUAAAAAGAAAAAACCCAGUGAAAUGCCUGAACAGCAAACCGGGGAGCGACGGUGGUCGGCGCUGUGAGGACCGCAUCUCCUGCGAGCCUUCAAACCAUCUCGGUGCUCCACCGGGGGACAGACGGGGAUCAGAAGAACCAAAAAGGAGAGGGGGAGAAAAAAAAUGUUCAAAGUUAGGCCGUGUCGUCUACAAGUGCGACCCCGCAACAGCUGCAGAAAAUGAGCAUGAAUUGAACGAAGAAUGCAUGUCGUUUGGGAUAUAUCUGUGAUUUUGCAAACAUAUAUCAUCUGCACGUCAUCAGCUCAGCCUAUAACAUCCAAGCUUGAUGAGAAUUGGUGGGCGUAUAAGGACGUUGUCCAGGGAAGCUUUGUUCCAGUCCCAUCCUUCUGGGGUCUGGUGCACUCAGCCUGGAACCUGUGCGCCAUAGGGAAGAGGCAGUCCCCCAUUGACAUCGAGACCAGUCACAUGAUCUUUGACCCCUACCUGACCCCUCUGAGGCUCAACACAGGAGGACGCAAGAUGGGAGGAACUAUGUACAACACGGGGAAGCACGUGUCCCUGCGGCCGGACAAAGCCCACCUGGUAAACAUCUCGGGGGGCCCGCUGGGUUACAGCUACAGGCUGGAGGAGGUCCGUCUCCAUUUUGGCAGCGAGGACUCCCAGGGUUCAGAGCACCUCCUCAAUGGACAGGGCUUUCCCGGAGAGGUCCAGCUCAUCCAUUACAACCAGGAUCUGUACGCCAACUACACCGAGGCAGCUAAGAGCCCUCAUGGCAUCGCUGUGGUCUCCAUCUUCAUAAAGCUCUCUGAAAACUCCAACUCCUUCCUCAACCGCAUGCUCAAUAGAGACACCAUCACCAGAAUCAACUACAGACAUGAUGCGUUCUUACUGAUGGGCCUGAACAUAGCCGACCUUUACCCUGACACCACGCGUUACAUCACUUAUGAGGGCUCCAUCACUAUCCCUCCGUGCUAUGAGACGUCCACUUGGAUACUCAUCAACAAGCCUGUCUACGUGACACAGAUGCAGAUGCACUCCCUGCGCCUCCUCAGCCAGAACGAGCCCUACAAGAUCUUCCUGAGCAUGAGUGACAACACCCGGCCCACCCAGCCUCUGCUGCAGCGCUGCAUCCGAACCAACAUCAACUUCAGCAAGCAGGGCCGCGACUGCCCCAACAACCGCGCCCUCCGCCCACAGUACAGAGUGAAUCAGUGGCUCCUGAAGUAGAAGAUUAAAAGAUGUCGAGCUUGCAGCGCCACAAGAGGGGAGGCAUUCAAGACUAUUUCACACUGCCAAGCCGAGCUUAGCUGAACAAACUUGAGACCAACUGAGCCCGCUGACUGACCUGAACUAAACUGAUCUCAGCUAAGCUCGACUGACGGAACUUCAAACAAUCUUCUGUGCUGGCCUCCUACACAUUUACAAUCUGAACGCAGGUCAUGUGGGCCAGUAAAGUGAGGGUACAGAGCAGACUUUGAGUUCAAAGUGUGAAAUAGGCCGUAAGGACUCUGAAUCCUGCACUGUGUUUUUAUUUGUUGCGUGAACUCACAAAGACUGGAUAUGUAAAGACUCUCAAUCAUUUUAUUUGGCUGGUUUUCAGAGGGAUGGAUAUAAUCUAAAGACUACAGUAUGCUCUGUUUGUGAUCGUCACUUCCUACAGAAGGCAGUUAUGGAAAUGAUCAUCCACUGACUGGAGGAAUGAUUUCCAUUGAUGGUCUGAACCCCCGGCAACAAAGAAACACUCAGCUGUGUUAUGAUGAGAAAUGUAAAAGUCUGCUGGUUCUGAUAUCAAAUAGCAACUAAAGAAGGUAAUUUUCAAAGAGAGUGUGAAGUGUGAAUUUCAGGUUACAUAGCUGAAGGGGCCGAAACAGAGGGUGAGACUGCAAUUCUGACAUUUUAUAGACCUGAACAGCUGGAGUCACUAGAGAUUAGAAGGGGAUAGGUCACUCAUUUUGCAUGAUUUUAUAAUAGUUUACUUGUCUUCAAGGAAUUAAAUUAAAAAAUGGUGACAGAAUUCAGCUUGCGUCACGUCCCUGCUUUGCACAGCAACACAAAGACUACAACAGCUAACAUACUAAUUCAUCAAAGCCAUUAAUGACCAAAUAUUGACCUUUUGCUGAUCUUCUCCCCUGAGCAAAGAUUGUCCAAUCAUAGCUUAGCAACCAUAAGUAGGCACAGAGGCCUGUCAAGCUCUGAAUUUGUCCACGUGUUGAAGGGGUAUCCUCGGUGUCUCUCAGUUGGGUGGGUGAUGCUUUUUAUCACCUUAACAAAACCAAAAACACAAGGGCACAACAGAAAAGUGAAAGGAAUGGUUUAAACAGGGUGUAGUGUAGCAAUUGUUAGCAUGCCUAGCUAACUAGCUUAACUUUCUACCUAAAUAAUUGAUUAUUUUCACAGGCUAGGGGCAUGUCAUUAGCUAACUACAUUAUUUUGUGCAGUUACAGAUUAUGUUACCUCUUCAGGAACUCUGCUCCAUAUGUGCUGUGCGAGAAGCAAGCACCAAUAGCAUGAACUCCAUAGGGUACUUUUAUUUAACAGAUCUCAGGUAGCAAUAGUUAUUCACAGUAUAGGUGCCCACUGGUCCAUGCACCUUUUGACCAGAGCUGAUUGAGAGUCCACUUGGAUCCAUUCAGGCAUUAGACACACAUAGACCCGAGUCCCCGAACAUAAAUUGAAUCGGCCCAACUAGGGUUUCUGGUCAGGUCUCAGUUACAUGAAAUGGAAACACGAAGACAUCUUGUCCAAAGUGAACAUGUAACAUUUUAAAGUUAUAAAAUGGGUGACCUACAGUAUGCAUAUUAUGGAUAGACAUCAUGGAUCAACAGCAACACACCAUUGGUCAUUAGCUUGUUUGACUGUUUUUCAGUUUGCUGUGAUGUUGUAUCUCAUGAAAGGAGCAAAACUGGGUCGUUUUCUUCGUUUCUGUUUUAAAAUGUAACUGUAAUGAAUAUAUUGAGCUGUAAUGAGGAUGACGAUCAGUGUGAUAACAUGUAGCUCAGUGGAGAAAUGCACAAACUAUACCACUAACUAUGAAUGUUAUGUUAUUUAUUUUGGGGUUGCCUGAAAUAAAACUCAUGGUAUACUUUGAGUGGCUCUGUAAAUAUGAGUUUGUAUUAAGCUUGAUUACCUUGGAAAUUCAUACAGUUUUGGACCAAAAUAAACACUGUCAUUGUAUGCUUAAA
Molecule: messenger RNA, 3368 nt
Organism: Dicentrarchus labrax (European seabass)
Lineage: Eukaryota; Metazoa; Chordata; Actinopteri; Moronidae
Product: carbonic anhydrase-related protein 10-like
Exons: 9
Coding region: 427-1413 (328 amino acids)
Molecular function (GO): carbonate dehydratase activity; zinc ion binding
Source: RefSeq, a predicted model, not a curated record